Cydia pomonella (codling moth) is the source of this 2031-nucleotide messenger RNA. Its product is annotated as leucine-rich repeat-containing protein 40-like. Gene Ontology annotation, molecular function: protein binding. NCBI's taxonomy places the organism in Eukaryota, Metazoa, Arthropoda, Insecta, Lepidoptera, Tortricidae. The transcript has 11 exons. The record is from RefSeq and is a predicted model, not a curated record. Bases 200 to 2008 code for a protein of 602 amino acids.
GUACGACGUACAGUAGUAGUGAACUUCGACAACUUCGUCGUUUAGGCAGGUCGUUCACUGUUCAGGGACAAUGUUUAUUUUAAUAAAUUCGUAGCUCAUUUGCAAGUAGUUAUAGCCGUAUUCUAUUACGUGAACAUUCCUUCUAAUAAGUAGUUUGUUUACUUCAGUUGUACGCUAGAAUUGUCGUUUGUUUUUAAACAUGUCUCGUAGACCUCAUAUAAAAUCGCGUAUAAAAGUGUGUGAUAAAUCUGUUUUCCACCUUCAAGAUAAAAAGGCAGACGAAAGCGUGUUGACGAAUGGUCUGAUUCAGUCAGCUAAGCGUACGGGGCAGCUCAACCUAAGCGGGCGCGGCCUGGGGACUGUCCCAGAAAAUGUGUGGAAAAUAGAGGAGCUGGUGCUAGAGGAUGUGAAAGAAGUGGAUUUUGCCCGAGAGGACCGGCACAACUGGUGGAACAGUGAGCCUCUGAAGUUCCUGGACCUCAGUUCCAAUGCCAUUGCUGCCAUUCCCCCCGAAGUCAAACUCUUGCAGGAUCUUGUCACUUUAAAGCUUCAUGACAAUGCAUUAACCUGCCUGCCCAAUGAAAUAGGCGAGCUGAAAAACCUGUCAAACCUCAGCCUGAACCAUAACAAGCUGGUGGCUCUGCCGACAUCCUUCUUCAGGCUUGGUGAGCUCCGUUGGCUCAGCCUCGCUCACAACCGGCUUGAGAAGAUACAACCAGACUUUGGGGAUCUGGUUAUGUUGACUUUUCUGGAUCUUUCCCACAACAAACUCGCCACCUUACCCCCGGGUAUGGGCUACCUAGUGCGCUUAGUGGAGCUCAAUCUGUCACACAACCAGCUGCAGGAGCUGCCACCUGACAUCGUCAAUUUAAGAGACCUAAAGAAGAUGAAUAUAAGCAAUAACAAUCUACGCUCGCUGCCAGCACUUGGAGAGCUGAGAAGAAUGGAAAUACUAGACGCGAACCACAACGAUAUUCAGGAGUUGCCUGACUUCUACGGGUGUACAGCUUUAAAAGAGAUCUAUUUGGCUAAUAACUACAUUAAGGAAAUAACGGAAGAAUUUUGCGAUCAAAUGCAGCACCUGAACGUGCUGAACAUCAGAGACAACCAACUGGAGGUGUUACCGGAGAAUGUCUCUUUGCUACAGAAGCUAAAACGACUGGAUCUUAGCAAUAACAGUCUGAACAAGCUACCCAAAAACCUCGGCCUCCUAACCCAACUGCAAAGCAUCAGCAUGGACGGCAACAGGCUGUCCUUCGUGCGGCAAGACGUGAUCCGCGGCGGCACCGACCGCAUGAUGAAGUUCCUCCGCGACCGCAUGCACGAGGAGAUCCAAGCCGAAACCAGGGUCAAUGAAGACCAGUGGCCGGACAAGUUCACGCUAAAAAAGAACCAAGCCCUAAUGUUACCCGGCCGAGAAUUGAGGACGGUUCCUGACGAGGUGUUCAGCAACGCGGCCGAAGCGCAAGUGCACAUCGUCGACAUAUCCAAGAACAAUUUGACACAAGUGCCUAUAGGCAUAUGCAUCGUGCGAGAGACGUUAUCGCAACUUGUCUUAUCUUCGAACCACCUUUCCGAAUUGCCCGCGGAGGUGGGGCAAUGCAAGCACCUGCAACUGCUGGACGUCAGCAAGAACAGCCUGAGCGAGCUGCCGCCUGGGCUGGAGGCUCUGAAGGAUUUGAGGGAGCUCGUCAUAUCCAACAACAAGUUCACCCACAUCCCACAUUGCGUGUACUCGCUGGAGAACCUCGAGAUCCUACUAGCGGCCGAGAACAAGAUCAGCGAGAUCAACGUCUCGUCGGACGCGCUGGCGAAGCUGCCUCGCCUCGCCGUGCUGGACCUCGCCAACAACAGCAUCGCCAGCGUGCCGCCCGAGCUCGGCAACUUCACACACCUCAGGUCUCUCGAGCUGAUGGGCAACGUGUUCCGUCAGCCCCGCCACGCCAUCUUGGAGAAAGGCACCGCCUCAAUACUGGCGUACCUCCGCGACCGCAUCCCCGCCAAGUAACGCCUGACUGGCGGCCGCGGGGC